AUGGAGGUUAGCAAUGGGGUGAAACCGCAUGCGGCUAAGGCUAGUAGCAGCGGCAUUGGAAGUAAUGGAGUUGGAAACCAGAGGAAAGCUUCCAAGUCGAGACAGCAGGGGGGCACUGGACAGGUGACGCCGAAAGGAGGGCGGACGGGUUUGGCUGCGCAGGGGAAGGAAGGUUUAUCAAGCGACGAGCCUGCUGCUAAGAAGGAGAAUAUGAAGCUAGUGAAAGUGCUACCACAGACGCCUAUCAAUGCUAAGAAGAACAAGAGUGGCAUGCACCCCAAGCCAUCCGGCAAGUCGCAAGCCACAGAAGACGAUGCUUUCGAAGAAUACGACGUCGAUCCCUCGCAGAAAGAAUUUCUACUGGAACUGCUCAAAGUCGCGCCAAAAGAAGAACUCAUACAAUUAGUUGGGAAUACAAAGAUGAAGAGAAAGCGAGAUGAUGACGCUGAGGAUGGUACACUAGAUACCAAAGAUAUGGCUCUUGCGGAAACCGUGAAUGCCAGGAACAACGUGGAUUUGGGACAUGCCGUAGCAGCCGCAGCAAGCCGAGUUGGUGAGAUUGUGAGUAUUAUGCAAACUCAGUUCGCAUGUGAACCUCCAACGAAAUUGACGAAGAGGAAGUCGAAAAAGCAGAGGAUAAUAGAGAGAGAUUUGGAGUCCCCAAAGGCAAAGAUCAACGAAGCACCGCCUAAACUUCAGGAAGCUAAGGUUUGGUAUAAGGACGAUAACAGCGGAGCCAUGGAGGUCGACGUUGUUGAGGGUCUGGAACCAGUUCUUACCUUCGCUCCGGAUGAUCCCGGAAUACAAAAGAAGAAAAAAAAUGCCAUACUCCCUGGAGGCGUGGUACAGAAGUCGGAGCACAACCAAAAGACUUUAGGGGAUGUCAUAGUACCGGUGCCCGCCGUUGCUAUGGGUUCAACGCCUGCGUCUCAAAAAAAAUCGCACAUACAACCAGCAACUGGCGAUGCCAAUAUCAACGGCAGCGGAACUCUUUCUACAACGGAGAAGCAAAAACCCCAAAAAGUAGAGAAGCAGGAGAAAAAGAAACCUUCCAAGGGACUGACAACUUCGGAGUACUUUUCGCCCUCACCAGUGAAGAAGCAACCGGCUAAGCAAAUUGCUUCCAAGGAGAACGCUACAAAAGAUAAACAGGUACAACAACCCCAGGGAAAGAAAGCACAACGAAGAGCUCAGUCCCUAGUUGAAGCAGGAGAGGCAACAAAGAAGCUUGCUUCGAUGGCUGGGCUCCCGAAAGAAAUCGUUGACAUGCUGCGGGAGACCAACCGGGCCAUCCAAGCCGCGAAUAUCGGUGGUGUGGUUAAGAAAGCCGUGGAGCAAAACGUGGCGAGAAAUCAAACGAAAAAUGCUCAAAAUAAGGCUAAGGGAGAAGGAGAGAAGGCUAGAAGCUUGAAUGCUACGGAGGCUGCAAAGAUUCCGGAGAAAAGCAAUAAGAGGGCUGCGAAGAGGGAGAGAGCGAGGCAGCGGAACCAUAACCGUCUGCGUGAGCAGCCUGGUGCGCUUGGCGUGGCUAUUGACGGUGGCGAGAAGGUGAAUGCGGACAGUACUGAGACCAGCAACGCUCUAACUACUGAGAAAUCCUCUGCCACUUGUGCUACCAAUGAUUCCGAAGCCAGAGAUUCUGUCCAAAGUACGGAGAAUAAGCUUGCUUCAUCUAUCGCGGCUGAGAUAGCUCUAAGUCGGACGGUGAAGGGCAUAAGAAAGACAACUGCUUCAGAGCCUACACGGAUGGAUAUUGACCCUAAGCCUGCGAGCCAGGAAUUAAAAGCCAACCACUCUCAUUGCCUGGAAGCACAUGUUACAUAUCAAGAUAAUGGAAUCGUCGGGGGACCUGCCAUGCCCGACACGACGAUGGAUGACAGCAGCGGAAAUAUUGAUAUUAGUGAAGAUGUUAGAAGCUCAAAUGCUCCAGCUUCUCAGGAAAUGGUCGAUGCCCAUACCCAUUCAGAGGUGGUGGGCUCUAUCGACCGAAAUGACACCUUGCAACCCAAUGAACCUCGGGCGACUGAAGGGGUUCAACAUGAUAAGCAAACUGUCGGUAAUCGCUCCAUUGGCAACAACCCUCUGUAUAAUUCUAUGGGUAAUGACCAGACUGGGGAUGAGCUUAAUGAAUCUCCAAUAACUCCAACGCCUCGGCGACGGACCUCGUCCGCCUCCCAACGCAGCGCUCCUGAGGCCGGUUAUUUUACCCAGAAUUCCCCCAAGAUACAGAGACUUUCUAAAUCUUCUCCCAGCUCGCAGCCACUACCUCGAACACCUGCACCAAAGAUCCAGCAAAAGUCCAUAUUAGAGAUCAUACUUAAUAGUCCAGCUGAGGAGGCUAAGCCUAAACUUGAAAAAUGGCUAGAUCCGUCGCAUAUGUCAGGAAAGAAAUCUCGUGCGGUUAGGAGAGAUAGCAACGGGCGCUUCUCCGCCAAGGGUCUUGUUAUCACCCCUACUGAGAGUACCAAAAGGCCGUCAGUAGAUGCUUCAACUGGCAGCCCACUCAAGGUGGAGGGCGCUGAAGCAGACAUGUCAGUGAAUGCCUUCGACGACCGUAUAUUACAAGCAGAUUCUUCAGCCACACCCAAUAGGCCCAUCUUCGAUGAGGAGUCGCCUAUCUCGAAAACGCAGAACUUGGUAGAAGAUGGCGGGCCCGAGAAUGGCAGUUUCAUAAAGCUAGAGAAGAAGGUAAAAGCGAAACGGGCAUCAAAGAAAUCCCCAUACUUCACGGCCCCCGUCAUCUCUCAGCCGAAGAGAGCUACAUCUAAAGCUGCCCAAGGAAGUGAAGACAUAUCCGAAAGAACGCCAAAGUCUACUCCCACGACUCCGAAGAAGAAGGGCGACUUGAAAUCAGAAACUCCCAAGAGGCGCUCUCCAGGAGGCAUCGUGUCAUGCAUCCCAUUCCCGCCCUUAUCUUCUCCACACUUCGGACUUAUUCAAGAAAAGCUCGCCCACGACCCUUUCCGUCUCCUCAUAGCUGUUACCUUCCUCAACCGCACCAAAGGCAAAGAUGCCAUACCCGUCUUCUACGAACUACUGACCAAAUACCCAACCCCUGAAUCCCUCGUGUCUGCGGGAAAAGAAGAUAUAGUCCCUAUAAUUCGCCAUCUCGGCCUGCAAAACCAACGCGCAGCGACCUACCAAACGUACGCAAAAUUUUGGCUCGAAGACCCACCGAAAAAAGGCCGCCGGUACGCAGUUCGCGGCUACCCAACAAAGGAGUCCGGUCGUGAUAUCAAAAACGGUGAGAUCCUGGCUGAUGACGAUGAACGCGAAGCUUGGGAAAUAGGUCACAUGACUCAAGGCCCCUAUGCCAUUGAUUCGUGGCGGAUUUUCUGCCGCGAUGCCCUGAGAGGGAAGGCUAAGGAUUGGAAUGGGGAAGGUAAUACCGAGGAGUGCUUUCAGCCGGAGUGGAUGAGAGUUCUGCCGGAAGAUAAGGAGCUCCGAGCAUACCUGAGGUGGAUGUGGCUUAAGGAGGGGUUUGAGUGGGAUCCAUUCACAGGGGAGAAGGAGGUUGCGGGUAAGGAGUUGAUGAGUGCUGCUAUUGAAGGGCGAAUUGCGUGGGAUGAUUUUGGCGGGAUGAGAAUCAUUAUGGAGGGGGAGGAUAGUGGCAGUGGAGCGGGUAUUGGAGAACCCCUGAACCAUGAUGUUGGUCCUAUGAAGGAUGAUGUUAAGGGCAAGGGGGAGCUGACUGAGACGGAGGAUAUGGAUUGGGAGAUCUGA
Molecule: messenger RNA, 3723 nt
Organism: Venustampulla echinocandica
Lineage: Eukaryota; Fungi; Ascomycota; Leotiomycetes; Helotiales; Pleuroascaceae
Exons: 3
Coding region: 1-3723 (1240 amino acids)
Biological process (GO): DNA repair
Cellular component (GO): nucleus
Molecular function (GO): DNA binding; catalytic activity
Source: RefSeq, a predicted model, not a curated record